AGAAGUUAUAGCUGCUUCUACUCUCGUUGAAGCGGGUGAUGUACCCUCCCCGUUUCAAGAGAUGGUCAAGACUAUUGACUCCUUAGUCACCCCGCAGACGCAUCCGGACCCAACUAUACUCUAUACGUUGGAUGUGUCUGAAGCCUCAGAGGACCUUCAAGGUGAGUGGUCGGCAAGGGACCCUCCUGAGUCCUGGGUGGCACUGAGUAGAGGUCCUAGAGGGGAGCAUUUCGUUGUGGAAGUUGAUGUGGGUGGUCGCAAGUGCGGCGCCUUCGUAGACAUUGGCUCCACACGAAACUUCAUAAGUCGCGACUGCGUUGACAAACUGUGCCUAAAGGACCGGGUGCAGCACCUUAGUAGACCGGUAGCAUUUACUUUGGCCAACAAAGAGUGCAUGAUGGUGGAGGACUACGUUAAAGAUGUAGUCUGCACCUUCUCCUACCCAGGAGGAGAGAUAAACCAUAAGAUAUCAUUCCUGGUGAGCGACGAGUUGCCCUUUGACAUGUUAUUGGGCAUGUACUACCUCGAGGUUGCCAAGCCCCAGUUCGACUGGGACAAGAAGGUGUUGAAGCACGAGUUGCCACAUGGGAGGACCGUUAAACUGGCCAAGUAUAAAGCCAAUUACCUAGGUGCGCUGAUUUCUGAUUUUGAUUUGUCUGAGGACGUGACUCGAUCAUUGGAUGAAGCCUACAAGGAAGAUCCCAUCACGAUGGACAUCAUCAACAAACUACAGGCUAAACACAACGCCACCACUGAUGAAUUUGUGAUGGUGGAUGGGUUGCUCUUUCUUGAGAAGGCAGGGUUCAAGAGGUUAGUUGUUCCAUCUAGGGAAACUUUGCGUAGUUUGUUUUUAGGUGAAUGCCACGACGCAACAAGACAUUUCGAUUAUAAGAAGACCAGUGCUAAUCUAGUACAGCGAUUCUGGUGGCCUAACAUGCUUGACGAUGUGAAGAAGUACGUGGAGACCUAUCAGGUUUGUCAGCGGGACAAGCCGCGAACUCAAGCUCCGCUUGGGUUACUCAAGCCUUUACCCAUUCCUGUUGGCCCAGGUCAGAGUAUCUCCAUGGACUUCAUGGAUACUCUAGUGACCAGCAAGGAUGGCAAGAGGCACAUUUUCGUCAUAGUGGACAGGUUCACUAAGUACGCUAGACUAAUCGCCAUGCUAGAGACUGCCAGGACAAAGCACGUCAUCAAGUUGUUCAUGGACAACUGGUGCAUGACUUUGGACUUCCAAAGACAAUCCUUAGUGCCAGAGAUGUGAGAUUCACAAGCGAGAUGUGGAAGAAGGCCAUUGAACAAAUGGGCAGCCAACUU
This is a messenger RNA of Chara braunii, 1314 nucleotides long. The record is from the annotation of a GenBank genome assembly. Lineage: Eukaryota; Viridiplantae; Streptophyta; Charophyceae; Charales; Characeae.